Bombina bombina (fire-bellied toad) is the source of this 2737-nucleotide messenger RNA. RefSeq lists its product as uncharacterized. The transcript has 2 exons. Bases 17 to 1447 code for a protein of 476 amino acids. The record is from RefSeq and is a predicted model, not a curated record. NCBI's taxonomy places the organism in Eukaryota, Metazoa, Chordata, Amphibia, Anura, Bombinatoridae.
UGCUAGUGUGUUAAACAUGUCUGACUCAGAGGAAGAUAUCUGUGUCAUUUGUUCCAAUGCCAAGGUGGAGCCCAAUAGAAAUUUAUGUACUAACUGUAUUGAUGCUACUUUAAAUAAAAGUCAAUCUGUACAAUGUGAACAAAUUUCACCAAACAGCGAGGGGAGAGUUAUGCCGACUAACUCGCCUCACGCGGCAGUACCUGCAUCUCCCGCCCGGGAGGUGCGUGAUAUUAUGGCGCCUAGUACAUCUGGGCGGCCAUUACAGAUAACAUUACAAGAUAUGGCUACUGUUAUGACUGAAGUUUUGUCUAAAUUACCAGAACUAAGAGGCAAGCGUGAUCACUCUGGGGUGAGAACAGAGUGCGCUGACAAUGCUAGAGCCAUGUCUGAUACUGCGUCACAGCUCGCAGAGCAUGAGGACGGAGAGCUUCAUUCUGUGGGUGACGGUUCUGAUCCAAACAGAUUGGACUCAGAUAUUUCAAAUUUUAAAUUUAAAUUGGAGAACCUCCGUGUAUUACUAGGGGAGGUCUUAGCAGCUCUCAACGAUUGUAACACCGUUGCAAUACCAGAGAAACUGUGCAGGUUGGAUAAAUACUUUGCGGUACCGGCGAGUACUGAAGUUUUUCCUAUACCUAAGAGACUAACUGAAAUUGUUACUAAGGAGUGGGAUAGACCCGGUGUGCCGUUCUCACCCCCUCCAAUAUUUAGAAAGAUGUUUCCAAUAGACGCCACCACUCGGGACUUAUGGCAAACGGUCCCCAAGGUGGAGGGAGCAGUUUCUACUUUAGCUAAGCGUACCACUAUCCCGGUGGAGGAUAGCUGUGCUUUCUCAGAUCCAAUGGAUAAAAAAUUAGAGGGUUACCUUAAGAAAAUGUUUGUUCAACAAGGUUUUAUAUUGCAACCCCUUGCAUGUAUCGCGCCGAUUACGGCUGCGGCAGCAUUUUGGAUUGAGUCGCUGGAAGAGAACCUUAGUUCAUCUACGCUAGACGACAUUACGGACAGGCUUAGAGUCCUUAAACUAGCUAAUUCCUUCAUUUCGGAGGCCGUAGUACAUUUAACAAAACUUACGGCUAAGAACUCAGGAUUCGCCAUACAGGCACGUAGGGCGCUGUGGCUAAAAUCCUGGUCAGCAGAUGUUACUUCUAAGUCCAAAUUACUUAAUAUACCUUUCAAGGGGCAGUCUUUAUUUGGGCCCGGUUUGAAAGAAAUUAUCGCUGACAUUACAGGAGGUAAGGGCCACGCCCUACCCCAAGACAAAGCCAAAGCUAAGGCUAGACAGUCUAAUUUUCGUCCCUUUCGGAAUUUCAAAACAGGAGCAGCAUCAACCUCCACUGCACCAAAACAGGAAGGAGCUGUUGCUCGUUACAGGCAAGGCUGGAAGCCUAACCAGGCCUGGAACAAGAGCAAGCAGGCCAGGAAACCUGCUGCUGCCCCAAAGACAGCAUGAACCGAGAGCCCCCGAUCCGGGACCGGAUCUAGUGGGGGGCAGACUCUCUCUCUUCGCCCAGGCCUGGGCAAGAGAUGUUCAGGAUCCCUGGGCACUAGAGAUCAUAUCUCAGGGAUACCUUCUAGACUUCAAAUUAUCUCCCCCAAGAGGGAGAUUUCAUCUGUCAAGGUUGUCAACAAACCAGAUAAAGAAAGAAGCGUUUCUACGCUGCGUACAAGAUCUGUUAUUAAUGGGAGUGAUCCAUCCGGUUCCGCGGUCGGAACAAGGACAAGGGUUCUACUCAAACCUGUUUGUGGUUCCCAAAAAAGAGGGAACUUUCAGGCCAAUCUUAGAUUUAAAGAUUCUAAACAAAUUCCUAAGAGUUCCAUCGUUCAAAAUGGAAACUAUUCGGACAAUUUUACCCAUGAUCCAAGAGGGUCAGUACAUGACCACUGUGGAUUUAAAGGAUGCUUACCUUCACAUUCCGAUCCACAAAGAUCAUCACCGGUAUCUAAGGUUUGCCUUCUUAGACAGGCACUACCAGUUUGUAGCUCUUCCAUUCGGUUUGGCUACGGCUCCAAGAAUCUUCACAAAGGUUCUGGGUGCCCUUCUGGCGGUACUAAGACCGCGAGGGAUUUCGGUAGCUCCGUACCUAGACGACAUUCUAAUACAAGCUUCAAGCUUUCAAACUGCCAAGUCUCAUACAGAGUUAGUUCUGGCAUUUCUAAGGUCGCAUGGAUGGAAAGUGAACGAAAAGAAGAGUUCUCUCUUUCCUCUCACAAGAGUUCCAUUCUUGGGGACUCUUAUAGAUUCUGUAGAAAUGAAGAUUUACCUGACAGAAGACAGGUUAACAAAGCUUCAAAAUGCAUGCCGUGUCCUUCAUUCCAUUCAACACCCGUCAAUAGCUCAAUGCAUGGAGGUGAUCGGCUUAAUGGUAGCAGCAAUGGACAUAGUACCUUUUGCACGCCUACACCUCAGACCGCUGCAAUUAUGCAUGCUAAGUCAGUGGAAUGGGGAUUACUCAGAUUUGUCCCCUACUCUGAAUCUGAAUCAAGAGACCAGAAAUUCUCUUCUAUGGUGGCUUUAUCGGCCACACCUGUCCAGGGGGAUGCCAUUCAGCAGGCCAGACUGGACAAUUGUAACAACAGACGCCAGCCUACUAGGUUGGGGCGCUGUCUGGAAUUCUCUGAAGGCUCAGGGACUAUGGAAUCAGGAGGAGAGUCUCCUGCCAAUAAACAUUCUGGAAUUGAGAGCGGUUCUCAAUGCCCUUCUGGCUUGGCCCCAGUUAACAACUCGGGGGUUCAUCAGGUU